Rhagoletis pomonella (apple maggot) is the source of this 3158-nucleotide messenger RNA. RefSeq lists its product as uncharacterized. NCBI's taxonomy places the organism in Eukaryota, Metazoa, Arthropoda, Insecta, Diptera, Tephritidae. The record is from RefSeq and is a predicted model, not a curated record. Gene Ontology annotation, cellular component: membrane.
AGGUCUGGUGGUCACCGUGUCCCAGCCGCGAAUGCCCUGAGGAGCCGGAGCUUGAUUUGGCUGUGAGUCAAUGUGUGGAUUAUUGUCUGUUACAAGAGCAGCAACAGCAACAAACAAAUUUGCCAGCGAAGCCUUCGUUAUAUGGUCCAUCGCCCGAUUACUAUUCCACAACGCAACGCGCGCCAACAACUACACUAAGGACAACAACAAUGAGCGCAAUUUCAAGCACAGCAACAAUGGCAAUCACCGCUGAGUCACCAACACCAACACCGACACCAGUAUCAACAGCCACAGCCAUAGACGCAGCAACAUGGACAACAACGUGGAUGGAUCCAUCGUUAUCCGCGACUCCUACGUCUUCAUCUUCACCUACGCUUUCGCCUCCGACCCCGCCAUCAUUGGUGACAUCAAUAGUGCGCAGCACAACAACUAAAGCUGCUGAAACGGCAGCAGCAGCAGCGGCAGCCGCUCGUGCUGAGACAGCGGCAGCUGCGGCGGCCGCUUUUACAACACCCAGCUCAGUGGCCCGUUUCCAAGAUGUACUUAAUAUGUCAGCGACAAUGUUCCCGCCGGUGGUGACGUCUUCUUCGGCCUUGUCAGAGUUGGAGCAGGGAUGGAAUUUGGAAGCAGCAGGCGAACCGGGUAACGAUAGCGUCUACUACAACCCCAAGAGUUGGGUACAUUCCGAUGGCAGUGAUGCUGCCUAUUUUAUGCUUCAAAUGCAUCCAGAUUUGGCUGACCCCAUUGAGCAAUUGGGCAUGGAAAUCGAACCGGAUGACAAUGAGACAGUGACCGAUUUCAAGCAACGCUUCGGUGAGAAACGUCUGUGGGAGAUGCAAAUCAAUGUCACCGAUUUGGAUGAAUUGGAUCUACGUUGCGGCGGUUUGGUGCGUCGCUCCAAUAUGUCACAACUCACAAAUGAGACUGUCAACUGCAUGGUACAGCGUUGUAUAUUUACAAUGAAUGCACCGGAGAUUUGUCCACCGGAUUACAAAGAAUCAGAUGAUAGAGUUUUCUGGAUUUACUUCUUGUUGAGAUUCCUUGCCACCACAAUGCUGUCAGCUGGUGUCACCAUAAUGGAUCCCAUUGCGCUGACUAUGAUUGAGAAAUAUGGUGGCGAUUUUGGGCGUGAGCGGCUUUUCUCCAGCAUUGGCAUGGCCAUUUUUUCGCCAAUUACAGGCAUAAUGAUUGAUUAUUCUUCGCGUGGUCUUGGCUACACAGACUACUCGGCCGCUUUCUACACCUACGAUUUGUUGUUGGUUAUAUCGACAGUGUCAGUGUUAAUGAUGCCAUUGGGCGAUAAAUUGCCGGCGGAUAAUGUUUUUCGAGAUUUGUGGAAUCUACUCAAGAUGCCGCAUGUCAUUACAUUCAUCUUCUUCCUAUUUAUACUGGGCAACUUCUGGGGCUUUAUAGAGAGCUUCCUAUUUCUAUAUUUGAAAGAGUUGGGUGCACCAAAUUAUUUGCUUGGUAUCACCAUCACCGUGGGCACGGUAAGCAGUAUACCGUUCUUGUAUGGCGCUGAACGCAUUACCCGAAUCUUUGGACAUGUUAAUUUGAUUAUCAUUGCCUUCUUUUCGCAUGCGGGCCGUCUAGUGGGUUAUUCAUUCAUUGAAAAUGCUUGGUGGUGUUUUCCCUUCGAGGCAAUGGAAGCUCUCUCCUGCCAUUUGAUGUGGGUAGCUGCUGCUACCUAUUGCUCCAUCUUGGCGCCGAAGAGUCUGUUGGCUACAUUGAUUGGCGUGCUGGGCAUGGCACAUUUCAGUUUGGGUCGCGGUAGCGGUUCCUUUACCGGUGGUCUACUCAUCGGUCAAUUUGGUACACGCGAUGCCUUCCGUUAUAUGGGUCUGCUAGCCGUUGUGGGUGGCAUUGCCUAUGGUCUACUACAUUUGGCUUGGUUGCGUAAAUUCGAUCACAAUCUCGAUGAUUGCGAAGAGGAAGCAGAGGCGGUAGAGAAUGGUGAAACCGAGAAGCUAACCGAACCGGCGACAAAAGAGCAAGGCACAUCAAUGUCAUUGGAGCGUCUCAGCCUGAUGAUUAAGUACAAUCAAAUUGGCAGCUUGACAUCACUGCCGCGUGGAUCGAGGGCGGAUAUACACGACCAUUUGUCACAUCGCCGCAGCAGCUAUAAUGUUGAGUCGACACGCGUACCACGCCAUCACGGCAGUCACAUUGGCAGCGCUUCGAAAGUUGACAUUUUACGUUCAACGCUGGAUAUAAAUCACAAAUCCUCAAAUAAUUCUGUGUUGAGCAAAGCCGAUAACAAAACAUCAAAUCAAUCAUUAGGACGAAAUCGCGCCGACAGUGCGCCCAAAUUGAAUCACAGCAACAUGAAGAAUAUAUCACAGCCCACGCUAGAGGGUGUUGUGCUAGAGGGUGUUGAAUCGACUUUUUUCCCCAGUCGCAUGAAAAAGUAUCCGAGUGGUUUGUUAACUUCUAUACCAGCGAUGGAUUUAUCCGUUAUACCCAACACAAUACUGAUGGAUCAAGAUACUACCACAGUGAUACCCGAAGAAACCGAUCUAAGUAAUUCAAAGAUCACUGUCUCCAGUCAAGAUGAAGUUAAACAUCACCACGCUAAUGGCAAGCGAUCGAGUAUAUCUGAGGAUCGUAUGGAUAAGGAUGAUGCUACAUGAUUUGCAGUUAAAAAGCAUUGAACGCCACAUACAUACAUACAUACAUAGAUAAAUUUAUAUACAUAUGUAUAUAUGUAUGUAUAUGUGUAUGAAAAGAGUGAUAUUAAAUAAAUGCAAAGAAAAAUUUACAAAUAUUAAAUAAACGAAAAUUAGGCGACCAAUGCUGCAGCGCGCAUAAAACAUUUAUAAAAAUUUCAACAAAUAAGUUCCAUUUCCGUUUUUGUGUUUACAUGGCUAGAAAAAUAACAUACAAACAUACAUUUAUUCGUGUUAAACAGCAAAGUAUUUCUAAUUAUAAUUAAUAUUUGUUAGCUGUAAUGUUGAUUAUUUUAGCAAAGUUGAAUUGUUUUGUUUGAUUUAUCGUUUGUUAGUUUAAGCAACGAGAAUCGCUAGUAAUUACUUUUAUUUGAUAGAAAUUAUUUUAAUUUUACCAAUACAUAAUUCUAUUUCCAUAUACUUUUUGUUAUCUGUAUUGUAUGUGUAUAUGUAUUAUUUGCUAUUUUCAAAACCACUUCAAGCUAUUCCUCA